AAAAAGUGUAUUGUACACAACCUCUGUUAAUAUAUUCAGUUUUGGAUGUUUUAUUAUAGAAAUGGACCCAAAAUGGCCCUGAGGCAAUAAACGAAUACAUAGGAAAUUGGCCCCUACUGUGACACCAGUGCAAUUAGCAGGAGAUGCACAGCAGAGGAUUAUCAUGCCAAACAUUCCUUAAACUACGUCUUUAAAUGAUCAUGCUUUAAAAAUAAAGUUGCAACAACCUAUAUUGUGCGCCUUUAAACCUCUCUGAUGUAACCUCAUGCAUUAAAACAGUGCUGUUAGUAUACGAAGGAUAACGUGCCUACGUGGGCGAGCAUACAAUCCGCGAACAAAAUAAACAAACUAGGUGACUAGGCAGUGAUACGAAAUUUAAGUGAUAUACAUCAUGGUAACCUGCAGAGGAAAAUAUAUGUCACUUCGGUACUAAAUGUAUAAAAUGUAAUGCUUACACAAUAAAUAUUUUUCAGUAUGGAAAAAAACGAACUCGUUAUACAUUUAUACACACGUAAUUUAUGUCCAUAUAUGAGGUACAUGUAUAAAACUCGUACCGAAAACAUAACCAAGGAUUUCGUGCUGGCAAAUGCAGGAGCUGGCAGAACUAUAUGUACUGUAAGGACGCGAAGAAAUAACUGAUUAGAAUUAUCAUGCCGGAAAAGGACAUUGAGGCUGUGCAGCCCCUGCAAAAGGGCACUCGCGAGACGCGGAGACAGUGGUGCAAAAUGGCGGGUGUGGACUUCCGGUGGGUAGCGGCAUGCGUGUCUCUGACCCUGAUUGGCAUUGCCAUUGGCUAUUGGUUGAUCAAGCCUCUAGGAGCGGGAGUACCGCCCAUCUGUCCGUGUGAGAAUCUACACUUCUGCAACCGAAUUAAGGAUACAACGAGAAAAGAGGUGUUCAUGUUUUCACUGCGGGCGACUGCGACAGACUGGGUGCGCUAUGAUUGGACCAAAGUGACCACGGUUGUAAUGGUUGGGUAUCUAGACAUGGGGCUUGUCUGCCUCGCCCAUAAACAUGGCGCCCGGGCUGUUAUCAUUGGCGACGUGACGGCGGACGUGUUUGUGAGCCCGGACAAACGGAAGUCAUGGAUCGCCAAGCAACUGGAUGUUGUUGACCGCUACUUCCUCGACGGCCUUAAUUUCGACUUUGAGGGGCCCAUUCUGCCGGACCAGUUUGACCUUAGGGACGGAUAUACCGCCCUCGUGCGAGAGACGCGCGCCGCCCUCGUGGAGAAGUUCCCAUUUGCCAUGGUUUCCGUGGACGUGGCCUGGGGCGCCCAGGGCGUGGAUGAGCGUAGCUAUGACAAUCAGGGGCUGGCGGCGGCGGCCGACUUCCUGUUUAUUAUGGCGUAUGACAUGCAGAGCCAGAUCCGGGGACCGUGUGUCGCUGGACCUAACAGCCCUUUUCCGCGAGUCAUGGAAGGUGUACAAAGCUACCUGAAUGCUAGUAUCUCCCCAGACAGGCUAGUUCUGGGUCUGCCCUGGUACGGCUACAACUACUCUUGCCUCGCCUUGUCAAAGGAAAACGAAUGUUCCAUCCGCGCCAUCCCGUUCCGGGGCGUGUACUGUAGCGACGCGGCCGGAAAUGAGAUCAAUUUCAACACCAUUUCCAGUCUGCUCGAGUCGUCCACCUCUGGAAGACUCUGGGACGAGGAGUCACAGACGCCAUACUUUAACUAUCAUAUGAACGGCCACUCCCUUCAGGUCCGUUACGACGACCCGAAAAGUCUUAAAGUGAAAUAUCAGUACGCGAUUGACGCUGGGCUGCGGGGAGUCGGGGUGUGGAACACGGAGGCGCUGGCGUACAGCUCCCAAGAGCCGCGCGACAUCUGGGAUGUCCACGAAAUGUGGACCACGCUGCCUGACUUCCGGCAGAACCAACGCCACCUAAAUAACCGAAAACACUUGCCACGGCCUGACGGAAGCGAUACUGUACAGGGGUAGACGGCGAAGUGAUGGACGAAGUUCAGAUCUGAAAUGAUGCGUAUAAACUUGUAAUUAUGAGUGAUACUAUUAAUAUUGUUGAAAGAAGAAAUAGUGUAUGGAUUUCGGUGCCUUCUUCAAAUAGAUGUGUAUGAAGAGUGAAGACAAUCAUUAUCGUAUAUCCGGUACACGAUUGCGCCCUGGUUCAUCAUAAACUCUUUCUUCCAUCAGAGUUGCAAACUGCCCUGUUUGUCAGGGGAGAAAACUGCGUAAGGGAUUGUGGAUGCUGAGUUUGAAAACUAGUCACCAUUAAUAUCGUCCUUGAGUACCAUUAUUACCUUUGUAAUAACAGCAAACGCUGAGAGUGAAAAAUACAUUCCUUGAGGCAAUGGUUUAUUGCUAUUAUUAUGUUUCCCCCUCUCUGGGGGAGACAUAUUGUUUUUGCCCUGUCCGUCAGUCCUGUAGUCCGUCAGUCCGUCAGUCCGUCCGUACGUCACACUUCGUUUCCGAUCGAUAACUGGAAAACCGCAUGACCUAGGAUCACCAAACUUGGUAGGGAGGUUGGUCGUGAGGUGUAGAGGAUCCCUAUUGUUUUUGGGGUCACUAGGUCAAAGGUCAAGGUCGCGGCGACCCCCAAUAUAAAAAAACAUUUCUGCUCAAAAUCUUGAGAACGGUUUGACCUAGGUUCACCAAACUUGGUAGGGAGGUUGGUCAUGAGGUGUAGAAGAUCCCUAUUGUUUUUGGGGUCACUAGGUCAAAGGUCAAGGUCGCGGCGACCCCCAAUGUAAAAAACAUUUCCGCUCAAUAUCUUGAGAAUGGUUUGACCUAGGUUCACCAAACUUGGUAGGGAGGUUGAUCAUGAGGUUUAGAAAACUCCUAUAUUUUGGGGGGUCACAAGGUCAAAGGUCAACGUCGCUGUGACCUCUAAUGUAAAAAAAUAUUUCCGUGCAAUAUCAGGAGAAUGCUUUGAUCUAGGUUCACCAAACUUUGAAGUGAGGUUGGUCAUGAUGUCUAGAUGAUCCCAAUUGUUUUGGGGGUAACAAGGUCAAUAGUCAAGGUCGUGGUGACCUUCCAUGUAAAAAUCAUUUGCGUGUAAUAUCUUUAUGUCUCCCCCAUUCAUGGGGAGACAUAUUGUUUUUGCCCUGUCCGUCAGUCAGUCCAUCAGUCUGUCAGUCAGUCAGUCAGUACGUCACACUUCGUUUCCGCCCAAUAACUAUAGAACUCUUAGACCCAGGAACUUCAUACUUGGUAUGCUAGUUGGUCAUGACUAGUAGAUGACCCCUAUUGAAUUUGGGGUCACUAGGUCAAAGAUCAGGGUCAACGUGACCUUGAGGUGAAGAAACGGUUUCCACUCAAUAACUAAAGAUCCUUUGGGUGCAGGAACUUCAUACUUGGUAUGCUAGUUGUUCAUGACUAUUAAAUGACUCCUAUUGAUUUUGAGAUCAAAAGGUCAAAGGUCAAGGUUACCUUCAGGUAAAAAAUGUUAUGUUGGCAGUGACCUUAAGCUUAAAAAUGGUUUCUGCUCAAUAACUAAAGAAAGCUUGUACCCAGGAACUUCAUAGUUGUUCAUGACUAGUAGAUGACUCCUAUUGAUUUUGAGAUCAGUAGGUCAAUGGUCAAGGUCACCGUGACCUUGAGGUGAAGAAACUGUUUCCGCUCAAUAACUAGAGAACGCUUGCAACCAGGAAUUUCAUACUUGGUAUGCUAGUUGGUCAUGACUAGAAGAUGACCCAUAUUGAUUUUGAGAUCACUAGGUCAAAGGUCAAGGUUGCCAUGACCUUGAAGUGAAGAAAAAGUUUCCGCUCAAUAACUAAAGAUCCUUUGGUUUCAGGAACUUCAUACUUGGUAAGCUAGUUGUUCAUGACUAGAAGAUGACCCCUAUUGAUUUUCAGAUCAAAAGGUCAAAGGUCAAGGUUACCUUCAGGUAAAAAAUGAUACGUUGGCGGUGACCUUAAGCUUAAAAAUGGUUUCUGCUCAAUAACUUAAGAACGCUUGUACCCAGGAACUUCAUUCUUGGUACGCUAGUCGGUCAUGACUAGUAGAUGACCCCUAUUGAUUUUGAGAUCAGUAGGUCAAAGGUCAAGGUUGCCAUGACCUUGAGUUGAAGAAAUGGUUACCGCUCAGUAACUAAAGAACACUUGCACCCAAGAACUUAAUACUUGGUAUGCAAGUUGGUUAUGUAGAUGAUCCCUAUUGAUGUUGUGAUCAGUAGGUAAAAGGUCAUGGUCACGAUGACUGUGAGCUGAAAAAUGGUUUCCGAUCAAUAAUUGAAUAACGCUUGCGCCCAGGAACUUCAUACAAUGCAAACUUCGUUUACAUUUUCCAUGUUUAAUCAACAACACUUUCUUCUCUUCACUAUUUAAUAUAAUCGAAUAAACCAAACUUCACUGUUGGUUUGUCUCCAGUCCAAAGUUACAAAUUUCAUGUCCAUCAUUUAUUUUUUCUCAGCUACGACCACACAAUAGGGGAGACAAGCGCUUUUUCAAAAAAGCAAUCUCUAGUUAUUAUUAUCAUUAUUUUCAUUAUUAUUAUUAGUAGUAGUAGUAGUAGUAUUGCAUGAGUGUGCGCAUAUUAUGUCGCCUGUGUAGCAUGACAAACAUCAAGGGAUCAUUUUCGGCGUCGUCGUCCGCUUACUUGGUGGCAUACUUUCAUGUACGCCAUCUUACUUGAGCAUUAAUAAUCCAAUAUUUAGCAAACUUGGUUCCAUUGUGUAUUGGUACCACUGCCUGGCUGCGUUCAAUUAAUAGCCAUAUCUCAAUAUUGACUCUAGUUAUUGGCUGUGGUUAUGGCCCUUGUAUUGUCAAACACGGAACAAAUUUACUUUAUUCGGUUGAGCACUUUAGUAUCCAAUCUUCAAUAAACUUGGUUAAAAUGUUUUUGUGCUUAUGUCUCGGAUAAGUUCGAUAAACAUCCAGAUAACAUCUGGAGUUGUGAUAUUUUAAAAAAAAUCACCUUUUCCGGACUUUUACUGGUCACGUGGUAUCAUAUCUUAAAUAAAUAAAGGGGUUCCUUAUAAGCCUUUGGCUUUCUUCUCAAUCCUUUACUGGUAAGUGUAAUGUUGUUUCAACUAGUUUGUGUGUAUAUAUACGACGGCAUACUAUCUCAAACAAGUUCGAUCAAAAUUCAGAUCGCAAUCUUCACGCAAGUUGUAUGACCUUUGAUUUCUGAAUACCUGACCAAAUUCAAUUUGUCCACUUUCUUACAUAUUUACCAACCUGUGGUCAUGCACAAUAUCUCAAGUUAUUUCAAUAAAAAUAUUACUCUUCUAGUAGGUGCUAGCCCUUUAUUGUCAUACAUUUACCUCAUUUAUCUGAUACGCUCCCUAUAUCAACCAUUUUUAUUCAAUAUUUACAAAACAGUAGCAUACACUUUUCCCGCAAGUUUGGUAUCCUGCCAGAUUGCAACAUUCAAUUUUGAGUUACUGCCCUUGCCUUGAAUUUUUUUAUUUUUCUAAUUUGACCUGCUUAACUUAUAUUGCAUUACAUAUUUGAACUAACUUCAACAACUUCCAGAAGUGAAACAUAUCGCUCUUGUUUCAUCAGUCUUUCUCACAAUUAAUAAAUGUUUCAUUCUUUUCAAUUCAUAAAGAUGGGCGUACCAAGGGGGUGACGUAUUCAAUUCGCUGAAUUCUAGUUAUCAAAAUCGGUUCAGAUUUCAUGAUCAAUAACAUGAUCAUUUUUAUGCAUGUUUUCAGUCGUCUGAUUUGCAAAGAUUUCUGACUGUGAUACAAAUUAUGUAUUUGAAGACAACGUCGAUAAACAUAAACACUGAAAUAUCGAAACAAAAUAACAAAACAUUAAACAAUUAUAUUUUUAUGUUAAAGACGAUUUUUAAUUGAGGCAGACAAAAUUGAAUGUGGAAGUUGAAUGUGGUUUAUGUUCAUACUCAUCCUAUUUGAUCAUAUUACUUAUAUGCAAAUACAACCAUUUUAUAUUUUGUAUCAAAUAUUCACCCACAUUGUUCAUGUUCAUAUAUGUGGUUGAAUAGACGACAUACUUGGUACACGUCUUAAUAUAAAUAAACUAUAUGUUAUGCAAGUGUU
Messenger RNA from Mya arenaria, 5964 nucleotides. Its product is annotated as di-N-acetylchitobiase-like. Gene Ontology annotation, molecular function: chitinase activity; chitin binding. Bases 651 to 1943 code for a protein of 430 amino acids. NCBI's taxonomy places the organism in Eukaryota, Metazoa, Mollusca, Bivalvia, Myida, Myidae. Gene Ontology annotation, biological process: chitin catabolic process; carbohydrate metabolic process. Gene Ontology annotation, cellular component: extracellular region. The transcript is spliced from 7 exons. The record is from RefSeq and is a predicted model, not a curated record.